Chironomus riparius is the source of this 3423-nucleotide messenger RNA. NCBI's taxonomy places the organism in Eukaryota, Metazoa, Arthropoda, Insecta, Diptera, Chironomidae. The record is from the annotation of a GenBank genome assembly.
UCCUAAAGUGUUGAUUAAGUUUGUCAUGUUUCUUAAAAUAAUUUUCGGUUGUUCCUUCUAGAAGAUUAAUUUGUAAAACACAAAUGAUGAGUUUUUCGUGCAACGGAUUUGGAAAUUUUUCUCCGUUCUUAAUAAUCCUUUCAACUUUGCCCCAAAAACCUCAAAAAUUCUCGAUAUUCCAUUCAAUACGUAAAGAUAUCAACAGUCUAUAAAAAAACAUCCACUCCACUUACAUUUGAGUAUCAUUCGAGUCAUUGAACUGAUGUUGAUCUUUGUUGUCAUCUUCGAUAUGUUGUUGAACAGUAAGGACGACAAAAAAGAUCAAAAUUAUUGCAAAAUCAGACCACUUUAGCAUUCUAUUGUCGUUCUUAUUUGAUAUUUUCUGUUUCAAAUGUAAAAUAAGCGUUCUCCUUUCCAAGUUAUUGUUUUCCAAUAAUUAAAAUUUCUUUGGGUGCAGUUUUAUUUUCCAACAAUUUUCCUGAAUGAAAAUGAACUUAAAUCGCUGUGAAUUCAAAAUGUCCGAAUUGUAGACUAAAAGUGUUAACGAUUUAAUGCAAAAAUGUCCAGAAAUCACUUAAAAUUACUGAAUUAAACUAAAUAAAUUGAAAAUUGUUACAUUUUUGUGGAGAAAAAGUUAUGAAUGUGUUAGUUUUGAGUGGUUGAAUGUGAGAAGGUUCGCUCUGUAGCUUAAUUUGAAUUUUUGGUAACCGUUUCAAGAUUUGUGAGAUUUUUCAAUUUUAUUUGAAGGACUUUUAAUUAUUAACUGCGUAAUUUAGUAAAAUAUUGAAAUCUAGAGCAACUUUAAGUCAGAAUUUCCAAAUUUUCAAGUUUCAACUCUCGAAUCUUCUUCAAAUUUCUCCAAAUCUUCUCCACAACAAUCGAGUCAACUCUCUUUUCACAACAGCCCAAAAAAAAGAGAGUGAAAAUCAUUUCGUCUUCAUCGCGCGCCUAAGUUUUCAGUUUCUGCUCGACCGCGAGAGUGUGCAGUUCAAAUUUAAAUCGUGGUUCUGCACUCAACAAUUUAAUUUAUUUUUAGAAUAUCGAAUCUCUAUCUGUGCAUCUGUUUUCUCUUCUACGAUUAAAAUAAUGAGUAAUAAUGUCAAAAUUGCUUGCAUUCUUCUGCUUUUCUACCUCAACUUUUUGUCUGCCACACCUGUCAUCUCAUCUGGAUCUAACACACAAAGACGUCGAACUCGAACGACAGUACCAUGGAAGCAACCCGAAGAUAAUUGGAAUAUAACAGAUAUUCCAAGAAGUAUAUUACCUCAUUUACCAAGUAAAAGUACAAUACAUACGUUACCGGCACCUGCAAAUAUUGUUUAUAAAACACUAGACAAUGAUGAGAAGGUGUUGGAGAGACUUCAUGAGAUUAAGAACAACGAAACUGCCAGAACACUUUGGUCAAAGGCUGAAUCAGAUCAUCACUACUCACCAUUCUUUGACAAAGCCCUCAAACUAAUGAAUCUCAAGCAAGUUGCAUUUGAGAUUGAAAAUUCAGUCAUGAGUAAAAUGAGUUGUACAGCAUGUAAAGCGGGGGCAACACUUCUUCAACAUUACAUAAAAUCCGGUAAAAGUAAAGAAGAAAUCAUCAAGACGAUCUUCCAAUACUGUACAAAUCUACAAAUCCAGUCGUCUCGCGUUUGUGAAGGUGUUAGUAGCCUGUUCGGUAAUGAAGUUAUCUACGUGCUUAAGCGAACGAAUUUGGGUGCGGAUGAAAUUUGCAGUUUCAUAAUCGGUGAUGCAUGCGGUGAUAUUUAUAAUCCUUAUCAUGAGUGGGAGAUUGAGUUGCCAGCUAUAACAAAACCAACACCACACGAACUUCCAAUUCCAAAGGAAAAUGCUCCGUCAUUUAAAGUUCUUCAUUUAAGUGACACACAUUAUGAUCCAUAUUAUGCUGAAGGAAGUAAUGCUGACUGUUCUGAGCCAUUAUGUUGUAGAAUCACUAAUGGACGUCCAAGACAUGUAAAUGCUGCAGCUGGAAAGUGGGGAGAUUAUAGAAAAUGUGACAUGCCAAAAAGAACACUAGAUCACAUGUACAAGCACAUUGCUGAAGUUCAUCCAGAUAUUGAUUAUAUUUUAUGGACUGGUGACUUGCCACCACAUGACAUUUGGAACCAGACGAAGGAAGAAAACUUGAAGGUUUUAAAGGAAACAGUUAAACAAAUGGCAGAAGUUUUUCCAGGAAUUCCAAUUUUUCCAGCUCUCGGUAAUCAUGAAAGUGCUCCAGUCAACAGCUUUCCACCACCUUAUGUGCAACAAGUUGACAGUUCAAUAAAUUGGUUGUAUGAUGCUUUGGCUGAGGAAUGGCAGAAGUGGCUGCCUCCAUCUGUGUCUUAUACAAUCAAAAGAGGGGCUUUCUAUUCAGUUCUUGUACGUCCUGGAUUUAGAAUAAUUUCAAUCAACAUGAAUUAUUGUAACAACAAAAAUUGGUGGCUGCUGCUCAAUUCUACAGAUCCAGCAACUCAACUUCAAUGGAUCAUCUAUGAACUACAAAGUGCUGAGUUUUCCAAUGAGAAGGUUCACAUUAUUGGACACAUCCCACCAGGUCAUCCUGACUGCCUUAAAAUCUGGUCAAGGAAUUAUUACAAAAUCAUUCAAAGGUACGAAAGUACAGUGACAGCACAAUUCUUUGGACACACACAUUUUGAUGAGUUUGAAGUCUUUUAUGAUACAGAAGAUAUUUCCCGACCAACAAAUAUUGCAUACAUCGGACCAAGUGUGACUCCUUAUUAUGACUUGAAUCCUGGAUAUAGAAUUUAUUAUAUUGAUGGUGAUCAUGAUGCCACAACGCGGCUUGUUGUCGAUCAUGAGACAUGGAUUAUGAAUCUCAAGGAAGCAAAUCUUUAUGAUUUUCCAAUUUAUUACAAAUUAUACUCAGCUAGAAAUGCAUAUAAUCUUAAAGCACUUAGACCGACAGAUUGGGAUGAAUAUACAGCAUCAUUGACAGAUGAUCAGGAUAAAUUUGAUCAGUAUUUUAAACACUACUGGAAGGCAUCACCAGUGCGACCAAGUUGUGAUGCAGACUGCAGAAAGCGGAUAUUGUGCGAUGCAAAAAGUGGACGAUCGCAUGACAGAAAGUUCUUCUGUGCAGAAGUGGAAGCAAAACUUGAUUCCUCAAAUGGAAGCUGGCGAUCGUGGAUUUAUAGAGGAAUUAGCUUUUCAUUUAAUGCUCUUUAUUCCGUAACGGCGAAAAUCCCAGGCUACGUAAUGAGCUUUGGAUAAUGAAUAGUCGAGAUAUUAGAAACGUGAUAAAUUAGAGAAACACAAGAUUGUUAGAACAAAAAAGAAUAUCAAAAGCUGAAGCUUCCCGUGCUUUGAAACGGAGGAUAAUACUUAAAUUUUCAAAGAACUCAUAAAAAGUGUACAUAAAAUGAACAAGAUUCGUUAAUUAAAUAAAACUUAAUUCCUUAAUUUAUUUUUCAA